Molecule: messenger RNA, 4422 nt
Organism: Myxocyprinus asiaticus (Chinese sucker)
Lineage: Eukaryota; Metazoa; Chordata; Actinopteri; Cypriniformes; Catostomidae
Product: two pore channel protein 1-like
Exons: 27
Coding region: 724-2985 (753 amino acids)
Biological process (GO): transmembrane transport; monoatomic ion transport
Cellular component (GO): lysosomal membrane; endosome membrane
Molecular function (GO): monoatomic ion channel activity; voltage-gated channel activity
Source: RefSeq, a predicted model, not a curated record
GACAUUGUCGUAAAAAGACGUGACGCUAAGGACUCCUGUUGUCCACGGCGGUCCUUUUAUUUAUAAUGUUAGAAACUCGAUUAAAUCGCAGUGUUCUCCUUCAUAAAGUUACAUUCGUUUUAUAGUAGCACAGAAAGUCUCAGUUUACUCUGCGCUUGUGUUUGUAUUUUAAUAACAAAGGACGAUAAUGACGUAAACAGUCAGGCUCGUUUUCGGUUUUAAUGAAGAUUUGUUCAGCUUAGACAGUUAAAGUUCAAUUAAAACAGAUUUUAGUACAAACUCUCAGUUUGUGAGAGUCAAGAGAGAUUAAAGCGGAUACUGUAACUCGUGUUUUGUAGUGCGACCAGUGUUAAAGUUUCUCUGCAGCAGUGAGAGGUUAGUUUAUUGACCACACAGAAUCUGUGUUCCCUGUAUCUGUAUACAAACUGCGAUCUUCCAUCGUUUCUUCUGUUCAACGAAAUGACGGACGGGGACGACGACGUGCCGCUCAUUCUGACCUGGGACGAUGCGACCAGCGGGCUACUGCAGGACGAUGAAAUUCCCCCAGGAGCUUUUUGAUCUGACAGAGCAAGCCAACACUGUUAUUGUCUUGUGCGUACUCAGUGAGAGCUGUUUACAGACAGCUAUGGGGUAGGAAAUUAUGAUAUUGUAAAUAAUGUCGCCAUUCCAACCGCAGGAGCAGCAGAUCCAAGGGGCCAGAAUUCUCUGUGUCAGAGCUGGGAAAUGAACUACCAAGAAGCAGCAAUAUACCUGCAGGAGGGAGAGAAUAACGACAAGUUUUUUACACAUCCACGGAAUGCCCAAGCACUCAGAGCCUACCUGUUUGCUCAUAAUCAUCUCUUCUAUGUGAUGGAGCUGCUGACUGCUGUGUUACUCAUGCUGCUGUCUCUCUCUGAAGCUCCUGCUGUCCCCUUCCUUCGUCUGGACGUCUAUGUCCAUGCUACACUGGAGUUGUUGGCAUUGGUGUUGGUGGCCUUUGAAUUGUGUAUGAAGCUCCGAUGGCUUGGGUUUCAUACCUUUAUACGACAUAAGAGGACCAUGGUGAAGACCUGUGUCCUGUUUAUUCAGUUCAUAGAGGCGAUUGUGGUCUUAGUUCGGCAGACGUCCCACCUGCGAGUAACGAGAGCCCUGCGGCCGAUCUUUCUGGUGGACUGCCGUUACUGUGGAGCUGUGCGAAGAAACCUGAGGCAGAUAUUUCAGUCCCUUCCACCCUUCAUUGAUAUUCUCCUGCUCCUGCUUUUCUUCAUGGUUAUUUUUGCCAUACUAGGAUUCUGUCUGUUCUCAGCCAACACGGCUGACACUUAUUUUAAAACACUGGAGGACAGCAUUGUGAGUCUAUUCGUCCUUCUGACCACCGCAAAUUUUCCAGACGUGAUGAUGCCAGCAUAUUCAAAGAAUCGUUGGUCAUGCAUUUUCUUCAUUGUCUAUCUGUCCAUCGAGCUCUACUUCAUCAUGAAUCUGCUCCUGGCGGUUGUUUUUGACACUUUUAAUGGAGUUGAGAAGAUGAAGUUUAAAUCUCUGCUACUACACAAGCGAUCUGCCAUUGAGCAUGCAUUCCAGCUGCUGGUUAGUCGACAGAGGCCAGAUGGAGUGUCUCUGAAACAGUUUGAUGGACUGAUGCGAUUCUAUCGUCCACAAAUGUCUGCACGGGAUCGUUUCCUUACCUUUAAAGCCCUCAACCAGUCAGGCGCAACCAUGUUGAGCCUUCAGGACUUUUAUAAGUUUUAUGAAGUCACUGGGCUCAAAUGGAAGGCUAAACGGAGUGGAGAGUACUGGUUUGAUGAUCUUCCUCGUACUGCAUUCCUCAUUUUCAAAGGAAUCAAUUUACUUGUAAACUCCAAAGCUUUCCAAUAUGCAAUGUAUCUGGUAGUAGCAACUAAUGGCAUCUGGAUCCUAGUGGAGACAAACAAAUUACAUGGGAGCUCUUCUCUCCUCACAGAAGGGGUCUCUUGGACUCGUGUUGUCCCCCUGAGUUACAUUAUUUUCCUCACAAUUUACGGAGUUGAGGUCUUAUUGAAGAUCUCAGGCCUUGGUCCUAUGACAUAUUUCAGCUCAGGAUGGAACCUCUUUGAUUUCUCAGUAACAGUCUUUGCCUUUCUGGGAUUGAUUGUUCUGGCCUUUGAAAUGGAGCCAUUCUACUUCAUUGUGGUGUUGAGACCUCUUCAGCUUCUCCGGUUGUUUAAAAUUAAGCAGCGUUAUCGGAAUGUUCUGGACACAAUGUUUGAGCUCUUCCCACGUAUGGCCAGUCUAGGUCUAACUCUCAUUAUCUUCUAUUAUUCCUUUGCCAUUGUUGGAAUGGAGUUUUUCGCUGAUGUUGUUUAUCCAAACUGCUGCAACACUAGCAAUGUUGCUGACUCGUAUCGUCAGAUUAAUGUAACCUUUGGCAAUGGGACAAAGCUGGAGGAGGGAUAUUACUAUCUCAAUAACUUUAAUAACAUCCUGAGCAGCUUUGUCACGCUGUUUGAGCUAACAGUGGUGAACAACUGGUACAUCACUAUGGAGGGUGUGACAUCACAAACUUCUCACUGGAGUCGCCUCUAUUUCAUGACCUUUUACAUCGUCACUAUGGUUGUCAUGACGAUAAUUGUGGCUUUCAUACUGGAUGCGUUUGUCUUCAGGAUGAACUACAGUCGGAAGAACAGAGAGCCUUUGGGCGACCCAGAAGGUGAAAAGGGGAUUGUGUUUGAGACAGAGGUGUCUCAGACCGAAGCUCUACACACUCUGGACUUGUAUAAACACACAUUUGGCAUCAGCAGUCUGAGCUCACUGCAGGACAUGUGUGUGGCGCUGGAGCGGAGUGAGCAAUCAUCAUUAGUUUUUCUGGGUCGAAGGUCACGUACCAAGAGUGACCUCAGCAUGAAGAUGUAUGAGGAGGAGAUUCAGGAAUGGUACGAGGAAUUUUCCAGAACAAACCUUCAACCUGAUGAGACAUUCCACAGAGAUCUGGGCAGUCCUGAAGCUAGUGCAACAGACAGCAUUAACUAAGUAACUUACACAUACUCUUAACAGAGCAAUAGAAUUAACUAAUUCACUCUCUCGUACAUCUGAGGGACUGUGGGACCGUCUUCCAUUAAUGGAAAGCACAGGUGCUCGCCAUAACAACACUGGCGUUCACCAUGACAUAUCAGUUCACCUUCCUUUCACAUGGAGACCUAUAGAACUUCUUCACUUUAAGCCUUAGUCCCCAAAUUCCUUACGGUUCUGUGGCCAAUCAGGGAAUCUUGGAAGACCAAUCAUUUGACAUGCACUACGUCUAGGAACCUUUUUCUUCCACGAAAUGCACCUCAUGACAUUUGCCUUGUGUUGGAUGACCUUGAAUGAUUCAGACUCUCUCAUGGAUUUGACAAAUGGAGAGCAGCGAUUGAGUGUUUUUGUGGCUGAUGAAUCAGAACUGAAUGUGAGGAUUUUUAGACUUAAAUGACUCGUCUCUUUCUCUGGACUCUGAGGUAUUGCUUAACCAACAGAUAAAAGAUAAUAAUAAUAAGCUAAUGAUGGUUUUAAACUAAAGCUGCUUUUUGCUAGAACCUUUGGACCUAUUGAGAUUUCAAACUAAGAUUUUUUUUUUUUGUCUAUAUAUAUAUAUAUAUAUAUAUAUAUAUAUAUAUAUAUAUAUAUAUAUAUAUAUAUAUAUAUAUAUAUAUAUAUAUAUAUAGUAUAUACCUACAUUCAUACAGUCUGGAAUCUUGGACUUGUCUUGGAAACUGACCCUGGAUCUCUCAGUUUGUUCAAAAUUUUGUGUUGUCACCCAAAGAGAUUUUAAGUUUGUAUGGAGUCACUAUUGUUUUAGAACCAAAUUGUAAAGCUGAGAGUAAUUUUACAGAUCCCUUAUGAUGUAAUUCUCACCCCCAAACUGUCUUCUGUUUGCGCAGGAUCCACUUCAAAUAAAAUGUAGUCAAAAUCACACAGUUGUAUUCCACCCUUAUCCUACCAUCCUAGAAAUUCUGUGAAUGCAAAGCUAAAUUUUCCUUUGUGUAAAUGAAACUGUAGAUGGUGAGGAUGAUGAUGACGAUGACAAAUUUAAUAGACAACUUUGUCCCUAAUGAUGGUUUUACACAGUGCUUCAAAGUAUUUUAUUUAUUUACAGUAAGAUAAACAAUUCUGUUUCACAAGCGUCUCACCUGUUAGCUGCAUUGUAUGAGUGAUUUUUUUUUUUAUGCCUUUAAUAGAGGGUGAGGGAAGCAAUAUGAAACCUCAUAAAUGAUUGUUUACUGUUGUCUAGACUAGAGUAUCUGAUCUGGAGAGCCUGCUGUGAUGCUCUUGAAUGUAAGGGAACAUGAUGCAUACUUGAUCUGACAAAAAGUAACAAAUCAUACCAGCUCCUCUCACACUGUAGUUUUUACCUGUGUCUCAGUUUUCUGUACUUGUUGUUUUGUACAUGUACAACAAUUCCACAGAUCUAGUAAAUUAUUCAUUUUAAUGAAA